This is a messenger RNA of Penicillium olsonii, 1134 nucleotides long. Lineage: Eukaryota; Fungi; Ascomycota; Eurotiomycetes; Eurotiales; Aspergillaceae. The record is from the annotation of a GenBank genome assembly.
AUGGGGACUCGAUUUACGGGCGAUAGUAAGGACCCUGAGGUGAAUGUUACUGCGUGGUGUUUGUUGGUUGUGGUUGUUUUGGCGGUUUUUGCGAGGUUGGGGACGAAGUAUCAUAUUUUUAAGAGAUGGACUUCGGAUGAUUUUUUGGUUAUUGUUUCUUCGGCCUUUUGCAUUGCGCAGGUGGUGACUUUGUCGCUGGCGGUCGCUGCGGGCUAUGGAACACACAAGAAGGAUGUUUCUGAUGCCAAUUUCGAUCAAAUCAUGAAGAAUCUGUGGACUGCAUCUCUGCUGUACAUCGCCAGUCUUUGUUUUUCGAAGCUCUCCCUGGUGAUCUUCACAUUGCGUCUGAGUCCUGCCGCGAAGGACCAUCGCCUGGGGAAGAUUGUGGCCGGUUUGGUCGUCACUUGGACCCUCGUCGCAAUACUGGGAACUGCAUUUGAAUGCGAGGUGCCACGAUCCUGGGACUUUUGGAAUGGAAAAUGCAUCAAUAUGGUAUCUCAUCUUCAUCUUCACAUUGGAAAAGAACAUUAUUUUGUUAAGAUUUAUCAGGAAGCAUGGCACUACUUCGUCUGCCUAUCCAACAUGGCUACUGAAGCAUUAAUUCUAACCCAGGCCUUCCUCCUCAUCAAAGGCAUCCACGCCUCCUUCAAAAAACGCCUCGUAUUCGCCAGCAUCUUCUUACCAAGAAUACUCGUGAUCGGCGUCAUAAUCGCCCAACUCCCACUCAUCCGCCCAGCCACAACAUCCACAGACCCCAGCUACGAUAUAUGCGACAUAUCCGUGAUCGAAGAACUAGUCCAAUGUCUCAGCAUCGUAACAGCCUGCUGGGGCCAAUUGAAGCCAUUCCUCACCUGGCUCAAGUUGGAAGGGCGGUUGCGCGUGAACACCGGAACAGGAGAUACGUAUAAUCUGGACUCGAAAUCGCAAUUCAGGUCUCGGGAGAGGAAGGCGAAUGCGGAUUAUGGGCUUUCGUCUCGGAGUGAGCCUCUGGUUGUGUCGGUUACGAGGGAUUGGGAGGUGGAUAGUCAGUCGAGUCAGACGCAUAUUAUUCGGGAGAAUCAGCAUCCUUGGAUGGGGGAGGGGGAGGGGCCGACUAUUGAGGGUGGACAGGGGGAUGGAAAGGGAGGGAAGUAG